AUGCUGCUGAUGAAGCUGCACCAAUCUGCUGUCGAUCUGCCUAUGUGUCAGGAAAAUGGUAAUGUAGUACGUGAAAGUGAUAAACGUGAAGAAAUUUAUUUUGAAAAAGGUCAAACAAAACAGCUUGUUGAAAAAUGGAAAACAAAACAAAUUUCACCUGAUCGUGAUCAACAAGAUGGAACAACGGCAGGUGAAGAACGUCCAUUAAAAGAUCAAGAUAUUUUACAAACAGGAAAAGCUAAAAAUUUAGUUCAAAUGUUUAAAACUAUGGAUAAAGAAAAUACACCUCCACCUGAACGUCGUGGACCAAGACCCAUAACACCACCACCGAAUGAUCAAAGAAAACUAUCGUCUGCAAAUGAUGAUCAAGAAAGUAAUCGACAUUCCCAUACCGAUGAUACUGUAAAAAUCGAAUCGGGUCAUGCUAAAGCAGCUAAAGAAAGAUUUAUGCAAAAUGUUGAACAAAAUAAUACCGUAACAUCAAAAACAAACUUGAAACAAAUAACACCACCGCCAGAUGGGGUAAAACAAAGAAAAUCUUCUAGUCCAUCUGAUGUUCAUAAUACAACAGUUGAACAAUAUGAAACAAAUGAAGAUAUUAUACCGACAAAAGGUCAAGCAAAAAAUUUAAAAAAUCGUUUUGUAGAAUAUGAACAAGAAGCAAAAAAAGUGGAAACAGCUUCGUCCAAAGUGAAAUAUACUCCUAAAAGAUUUGUUGAUACACCGGCUCCCAAACAAACAAAUAUUGAACCAGCUAUUGCCGAUAAUAAAUGUUUUGUAUGCAAUAAAACAGUAUAUGCUAUGGAAAAAGUUGAAGCUGACAAGAAAGUUUAUCAUAAAGCCUGUUUUAAAUGUAUGCAUUGUAAAUCUGUAUUAAAACCUGGCAAUUUUACAUCUCUUGGUACAAAAAUUUAUUGUAAACCCCAUUAUAUGCAAUUGUUUGCUGUUAAAGGAAAUUAUUCAUCCGGAUUUGGAUUAGAAGAACAUAAAUCUCGAUGGUCACAACAACCACAAAAUGGUACACAAUUACAAAAUACUAAUCAUAAUAAUUCUCGACGAACAUCAUCAUCAUCUAACGGAACGAAUGAGAAUCUUAUUGAAUUAAUAUAUGGUACAUAUGAUCCUCAGUUUGAAUCACAAUCUACUGCACCGAGGUUUCAAUAUCCAGACGUAUCUUCGUUUGCAAGAUUAUUGCAUGUUCAAGACCGUAUUGGACGAUUGCAUUACGUCAACGUGUUACGUCAGCAACACUACAAUAAACAACAAAAGUUAAAUCCACAAUUAAAUGAUAUAUUAUUGAAACAUCUUCGUUAUAAAACCUUUAGUGAUGAUAAACCAAUAGAACUUGAUCUUCAUCAACUUAAAGACGUUAAGUCAAAUGAUGCUGACUAUCAACAACUGAAAUGA
Messenger RNA from Didymodactylos carnosus, 1407 nucleotides. NCBI's taxonomy places the organism in Eukaryota, Metazoa, Rotifera, Eurotatoria, Philodinida, Philodinidae. The record is from the annotation of a GenBank genome assembly.